GAUGAGCAUUAUAGAUAUAUAAUGCGUGCGCACAUUGGCGUACCACGUGACACAAACGAAGACUAGAGCAGGGAACGCAUGGUAGCAAGCGGUGCACGAAAGGUAAACUGAACCACGUGACACUGGUGUCAACUUGACAAUCAACACGCGUGGCAAUUUCGACGCUGACAGGAUGACAGGGAGAGCAAGAGGUAGAGCGAGGGGAAGAGCAAGGGGCGGGGCUGAUGCAGCAGACCAACCUGUGCGACGACCUGGUGAUUCUGCACCACCUUCUGCACCUGCACCUAGCCAAACUACAAAAGGUGCUGGACCAAUGGACAUGCCUGAAAACAUCCUGUAUUGUCGGUCCCCGGGUGGCAAUGGAAAUGGAAAUGGUAACGGUUUGCCUGCUAGUGGUCGUGCUAGUCAGAGAGGGGGAACUCGUGGUGAACCUCGUCCUGGAGGUACUGUUUCAGCACCACCUACUGGCCAGAUGGCAUCAUUGUCACUUGGGACAGGGGAUGCCCCAGGUGGAGCUAAGAAAGGCAGAAGGACAGAGUUACGCUACACUGAACCCAAGACCAGGCCAGCACAUGUAACUGAUAAAAGAGGAACAAGUGGUAAACCAAUACCAGUGUUGACAAACUAUUAUAAGUUGGAAUCUGCACCAACUUGGCACCUGUACCAAUAUCAUGUAGCUUUUGAUCCACCUGUUGAGAGUAAGAAACUUCGUUUUGGCCUAAUGCAUGACCAUGAUGAAAUGCUUGGAAAGACUCGUGCCUUUGAUGGCCUGAUGAUGUUUUUGCCUCACAAGUUGCAGAAUGAGGUAACAGAAGUUUACUCCUCAAGGCGUUCUGACAAUUCCAAAAUCCGAAUUACAAUCAAGCUUGCUGCUGAGCUUCCCCCAACUUCUCCUACUUGUAUCCAAAUAUACAAUGUCAUAUUUAGAAGGAUCCUAAACAUGCUGGAUAUGGAACAGAUUGGGCGACACUACUUUUCUAAACACCAAGCCAUCCCCAUUCCUCAGCACAGGCUGCAAGUUUGGCCAGGGUUCACAACUUCCAUACUCCAGUAUGAGAACAACGUCAUGUUGUGUGCAGAUGUCGCACACAAGAUACUUAGAGCCAGCACUAUGCUAGAUGACAUGUAUGAUUUGCAUUAUCAAAAUCCAAGAGGCUUCCAUGAUAUGUGUGUAAGGAAAUAUAUUGGGGAGAUUGUAAUGACAAGGUACAACAACAAGACUUACAGAAUUGAUGACAUAGAUUGGGAUUCCAACCCAGGCUGCACUUUUAAGCUUCGCAAUGGGGAAGAGACCACGUUUGCGGACUACUAUAAAAGUCAUCACAAUGUUACCUCACUGGACAUGACUCAACCUCUGAUCAUAAGCAGACCAAAGAAGAGGGACAUAGCAAGUGGCCAGGAAGGACCAAUCAAAUUGCUCCCAGAACUUUGCUGGAUUACUGGUUUGUCUGAUGAUGUGCGAGCAGACUUUAAUGUCAUGCGAGAUCUUGCCACACAUACACGUGUUGCCCCUGAACAGCGCUGCAAAACACUGCAGAAUUUCCUUCACAGGAUCAAGAGACUACGUGUAUUUCAGACUACAAAAGGUGCUGGAUCACUGGACAUGCCCGAAAAUAUCCUGUAUAGUCGUACCCCGGGUGGCAAUGGAAAUGGAAAUGGUAACGGUUUGCCUGCUAGUGGUCGUGCUAGUCAGAGAGGGGGGACUCGUGGUGAACCUCGUCCUGGAGGUACUGUUUCAGCACCACCUACUGGCCAGAUGGCAUCAUUGUCACUUGGGACAGGGGAUGCCCCAGGUGGAGCUAAGAAAGGCAGAAGGACAGAGUUACGCUACACUGAACCCAAGACCAGGCCAGCACAUGUAACUGAUAAAAGAGGAACAAGUGGUAAACCAAUACCAGUGUUGACAAACUAUUAUAAGUUGGAAUCUGCACCAACUUGGCACCUGUACCAAUAUCAUGUAGCUUUUGAUCCACCUGUUGAGAGUAAGAAACUUCGUUUUGGCCUAAUGCAUGACCAUGAUGAAAUGCUUGGAAAGACUCGUGCCUUUGAUGGCCUGAUGAUGUUUUUGCCUCACAAGUUGCAGAAUGAGGUAACAGAAGUUUACUCCUCAAGGCGUUCUGACAAUUCCAAAAUCCGAAUUACAAUCAAGCUUGCUGCUGAGCUUCCCCCAACUUCUCCUACUUGUAUCCAAAUAUACAAUGUCAUAUUUAGAAGGAUCCUAAACAUGCUAGAUAUGGAACAGAUUGGGCGACACUACUUUUCUAAACACCAAGCCAUCCCCAUUCCUCAGCACAGGCUGCAAGUUUGGCCAGGGUUCACAACUUCCAUACUCCAGUAUGAGAACAACGUCAUGUUGUGUGCAGAUGUCGCACACAAGAUACUUAGAGCCAGCACUAUGCUAGAUGACAUGUAUGAUUUGCAUUAUCAAAAUCCAAGAGGCUUCCAUGAUAUGUGUGUAAGGAAAUAUAUUGGGGAGAUUGUAAUGACAAGGUACAACAACAAGACUUACAGAAUUGAUGACAUAGAUUGGGAUUCCAACCCAGGCUGCACUUUUAAGCUUCGCAAUGGGGAAGAGACCACGUUUGCGGACUACUAUAAAAGUCAUCACAAUGUUACCUCACUGGACAUGACUCAACCUCUGAUCAUAAGCAGACCAAAGAAGAGGGACAUAGCAAGUGGCCAGGAAGGACCAAUCAAAUUGCUCCCAGAACUUUGCUGGAUUACUGGUUUGUCUGAUGAUGUGCGAGCAGACUUUAAUGUCAUGCGAGAUCUUGCCACACAUACACGUGUUGCCCCUGAACAGCGCUGCAAAACACUGCAGAAUUUCCUUCACAGGAUCAAGAGCACACCAAAAGUGCAGGAGGAGAUGAGUGGCUGGGGUUUGAAAUUUGCUGAUAACCUCCUAAACAUUCAAGCAAGAAUACUUCCACCAGAAAAGAUUUUCCUGAAAAAGAAAGUUUGCAACUACAAACCAUCUGAGGCAGAUUGGUCCAGAGAAUGUCGCAGUGAUCCACUGAUUUCCACUGUUGCACUGACAAACUGGAUGAUGGUCUUCCCUCAGAGAGAGGCAGCCAAAGCACAGGACUUCUAUCAGUCCUUGUGCAGGGUUACUGGACCCUUGGGCAUACAAAUUAAUGACCCUGCUAUGUUCCAGUUACCAGAUGAUAGCACCAACAGGUAUCUCACUACUAUUAAGACGGAGAUGACCAGAGAAACCCAGAUGGUUGUGUGCAUUGUGCCAAACAACAAAAAAGAUCGUUAUGAUGCCAUAAAGAAACUUGUUUGUGUGGACCACCCAGUUCCCAGCCAGAUUAUUGUUGGACGUACACUUGCCAAGAAGCAGAUGCUCAUGUCGGUGGCCACAAAGAUUGCGAUACAGCUGAAUUGUAAACUUGGCGGUGAAGCUUGGGCAGUGGAAAUUCCGCUUAAGAACAUGAUGGUAGUGGGCAUUGACAGCUAUCAUGACUCUGCUUCCAAAGGUCGAUCUGUAGGUGGCUUUAUAGCUAGUAUGAAUGCCAGUCUUACCCGCUUUCACAGCAGGUGCACUUUCCAACAUAACCAUCAGGAAUUGCUGGAUGGCAUCAAAGUGUGCAUGCAAGCAUCCCUUAGACACUACAAUGACAUUAACCAGAGUCUCCCUGAAAGGAUUGUUGUGUUCCGAGAUGGAGUUGGAGAUGGGCAACUACCUGCAGUAGUGGAGCAUGAAAUUCCUCAGAUGCUCGACUGCUUUAAGUCUAUUAGCCCAGGUUACAAUCCCAAAACGGCAGUUGUGGUUGUAAAGAAGAGAAUCAACACAAGGUUCUUUGCAAGAUCUGGCCCAGGCUUGGAGAACCCUCCACCAGGGACCGUCAUUGACACAGAAGUCACACGUCCAGAAUGGUAUGACUACUUCCUGGUCUCCCAGUCUGUACGUCAGGGUACUGUGACUCCAACUCACUAUAAUGUUGUUUGGGAUACUUCUGGCUUGAGACCAGACCAUAUGCAGCGCCUCACAUACAAGCUGUGUCAUCUGUAUUACAAUUGGCCAGGUACCAUUCGUGUCCCAGCACCCUGUCAGUAUGCACAUAAAUUGGCAUUCCUUGUUGGCCAGAGCAUACAUAAAGAUCCAGCCCUGGCCCUCUCAGAUAGAUUGUUCUUCCUGUAAGGCAAGCAAGCACAUCAUUCCAUGCUAUGAGGAGAAUCACCGUCCAGAUAACGGCAUUGUACAAAAUCUACAUAGAAGGAGCAAAUGAAAGAGGAUAUGUUUCCUUCAGGGGAUGUAGAUUGGGUCAUAAAUAAGAAUGCUGCUUUCUUUUUCAAGCUUAAACUUUUGCUGUAUGGUCAAAAAAGAACCUGCAGCUUGGCUCCUGUCUUGAGUAGCUGAUAUUAACCCCUUGAGAAAAGGGUUGUUUUUGUUGUAAUGAGCAGUUGGGUCUCAAAGGACAAGAUGUCUAUUUUUGCUUUAAUUUCUGUGUAAGUUUUACAGAUGGUCUCAGUCUAUUUUAGUAAGGUUUAAGAUUAACAUAUAAAAAAAAUAAUGAAGGUAAAAGCAUAUGCUGCAUGUCCUCAUUGUCAUUGUCCUUUAUUUUUACUUAGCAGGAAAAAUGAAAGGCGUUUCCCUGAAUUUUUCAAGUUCUUUGAAUAAUUAGUGUACUGAAAAUUCCUGCAGCAUUGAUUUUCUCUUUUCUGAAAAUUUGGUUAUGAAAACAGUUGACAUAAUACAGUGUUUUGAGAUAUAAGAAGCUUGUUGAGGAAAGGGGAAUGACAUUGCAAGGUAUUCAGUAAAAUGGUUCCUGAGCCAAAUAAACUUUGCUGAAAAGGUUACUUGUUAUCUGUUUGUAAAGCAAGCUUAUUGCAUUAAAACGAAUGCCCCUAAAAGAAUUAUCAAUUUGUGUUUAUAAUGAUUCCAUUGUCUAGGAAUCGUAGUUAGUUUUUAUGUAUUUCACCCAAAAUUCCAUUAGUUUUACGUAUUCUAGUUGAAAAACUGGGUGUUAGUUAUAAUGUUUCUUAAUGAGAGUUGACUCAGGUGGUUUAUGUUGCAAUACACUAAAUAGACUAGUCAGAGAUGAUUAAUACUUUGAAAAAAAAAGAUAAAGUGAAUUUCUUUGUACCAAUGCUCAGCAUGGCUUGGCAAAGUUCUAAGAAAUUUGUUGGGUUUAUGACUUCAAGGUAUUAUUAUUAUUACUAUUAUUAUUAUUAUUAUUAUUAUAGAUGAGUUUGUUUCCAUAUUGCUGGAAGGAGAAAGUAGGUAGCUUUUUUUUUUUGUGUAAGAAUGAAGUAAGUUGUGUGAUUGGUCACUGUUAUGUGAUGAAAAAUGGGCCAAACAAUUGUAUCUAAACUAAAUCAAAAAGAAACUUUGGCAGAAGGUGGUUCUGAGUUUUGUUAAGAGCAACUGAAGUUCAGCUAAAAGAAAAAAAGAUCAAGGAAUGGUUUUACACAAGAACUGUAACUUUAUAUUUAAACUUUAGGACUGGGUUCCCAUAAACCCAUGGUACCAGCUGGAUCAAUCUAAUUCUGCAGGGAUUCUUGCUAAAUUACAUUCAGUGUAAGCGGGUGAAAUGUCUGGCAUGCUUACUCAAGCUGCUAGGGGGUAAGUGACAGUAGGCAAUUACCCCCUAGUUACUCAGGGGGAUGAACCAGAAAAUUGAUCUGAUUACACUGAAAGCACUUUAGCAAGAGUUCCCGCAGACUUGGAUCGAUCCACGUAGUACACUAGGUUUAUGGGAACAGUCCUUAAGAAUAAGCCCUCUUCAGCUCAGGAUCCAAUCACAGAAGUUUAUCCAUAGUUAAAAUAUAGCAGAUAUUGGUAUUACCAUUAGCUUCGACUUUCCUGUUUGAAAUAAAUUGGAUAAAUGUAAGUUCAACUACUGAUUUAUCAUGGGUCAAAUAAAAAGACUGCUCACCAAUGAGAGAGUGAGCCGAAAACAAUGAUGGAUACAGCACCUGAAAAAGUACUUUCUUGGCUUGGGUCUGACAUAAGUUAGUGAGUACUACGGUUUAUAACUGCAGUAAAUGGUUUUUGAUGCAAUGAUUCCUUGCAGACCACCAUUGCUGUUACAAUGGCCCUAGAAGAGUUUAAGUAAAUGAGGGGUGUGAAUGGAUGAGGUGAAGGUAUCACUUGGCAUUAUGGUAUUGGUAAUCUAAGUGCAGUUGUAUAAAUUUAAAUUUUGCGUGGAUAAUGCUCCGGCAUUCUAUAAUAGAUACUUUUGCUCUUUCAGUGUUAUAAAUUGCUUUACUACUUAAGGCAUAAUCUCCUUUAAGAAAACUGACACAACAGACUUGUUUUAUUUGUUCGUCUAUGAAAAGAAACUUUUAAUACUAAUUUUUCAGUUUUAUACAACAGUGGAUCAGUCCUUGCCAACAGCAGUAAGGUUUUUCUGUUAAAAAAAUAUUUUUGAAAUUACAAAGUUGUGCUAUAUAUACAGUAAGAAGCUUAACUGAAAGCACAAAUAGAAGUUACAUGGCAAUGACUAGAAGUGGUGAAUUUCUAGCCAGUUUAGUAUGUUAAAAAGUUAAGAAAAGAAACCGGGGAUGCAGGUUGCAUUCUAUGCACUGUUAACUUUCAUAUUGCAUUACCCUUACCAAAAUAUCAGGCCUGCUGCAAAUUCGCAGCAAAUUUGCUGUAAACUGCAAUUCCUUGCAGAUUUGCUGCAAAUGGCAGCAAGAAAUCUUUUCUUGCACACUCCUGAAAACUUUUGCUAAGGGUAGGUAUCCAAGCGUUAACAUUUAUCAGUAUGUUGUAUAUAACUCAUUUUGUAUUAGUUGGGUAUCAUCUAUUUUUUUAACUGACUGAUUACAGAAGAAUCUCGAACAACGAGUCGAAUUUAGCAUUUUCAAAUUUUGUAUUACUGUUCAAAAGUUAGUUGUUAAAAUAAAACUUGAAAUUGUAA
This is a messenger RNA of Lingula anatina, 6869 nucleotides long. RefSeq names its product piwi-like protein 1. The record is from RefSeq and is a predicted model, not a curated record. Gene Ontology annotation, molecular function: RNA binding; protein binding. Lineage: Eukaryota; Metazoa; Brachiopoda; Lingulata; Lingulida; Lingulidae.